AUGCUGAUGCCGCCGACGGCAAGGAACUUUAAUUUACUACUCUGGCUAGAGGACAAAUCGAAAUUCAAGAAAAUGACAGCAUCUCCAGAAACGACAAUCCCUCCAUUCCAUCACUUGGCUUUCAAUGGUGCUUGCCGGGCUUGCGCAGACUUAGCUCGGGUAACUUUUCGACAACACGAUGAACGCGUCGCAUGGGAUUUGAUCGACUUUGUUCUAACAAUGAUUCAAUGCAUCGGUGUAAGUGUAGCACACGAUCCUGAACAUCAGAAUAACAUCCGGAAAUACAGGUUAAUAACGCAAGGAACUGGUUGUAAUAACAGGAAACAGCUUAAGAAAAUCUCAUCACCUUGA
Molecule: messenger RNA, 351 nt
Organism: Paraglomus brasilianum
Lineage: Eukaryota; Fungi; Glomeromycota; Glomeromycetes; Paraglomerales; Paraglomeraceae
Source: the annotation of a GenBank genome assembly